Molecule: messenger RNA, 369 nt
Organism: Ostreococcus lucimarinus CCE9901
Lineage: Eukaryota; Viridiplantae; Chlorophyta; Mamiellophyceae; Mamiellales; Bathycoccaceae
Exons: 1
Coding region: 1-369 (122 amino acids)
Source: RefSeq, a predicted model, not a curated record
AUGCGAGAAAUAUUAGCCAUGCAAAACGAAUCCGAGCGCGUCAUCGCGGGGAAGAUUCAAGAGAGGGUGGAGCGUACCAAGGGCGCGGCGGCGAGCGUCGAGGCGCGACGCGCCAAGAUGUUGCAGAGCUUGCUGUCCAAGUACUCUCGAGUGGAUACGAGCGAGAAUUCGCACACUGGGGCUAUUGUACGAGAGACGACGUCGUCCAAUCCCAAGUAUCACUUUUUUAGAGGCACCGAGCCGGGAAAGACGCACAUCGAAGCGACGAACGUCGGCGUUCGUUUUCGAUCCGUCGACGCGUACGUCAAGGCGAAGAAACGCGCCGAGGAAGACAGAAAGGAACGCAUCGCUGCGAUGUUUCGAGACUAG